AUGACCCGCAAGCGCUUUAUAUGUCCUCGCAUAGAUGGAACGCACACGUUUACGUCCACUUGUAUGGAAGAAGACAUGACGUCAUCCAAUCCCGGAGUGAUGUGCUACAGCCGCGGUUCACAGCAUCGGAUUGGUCUGCUGUUAGAAAGAGAAGCGGCUAGCGGGAUUCAAAAAGAGCGGACACUAAAGAGCCAUCAGAUUGACUUCACAUUGAGGACUUAA
This is a messenger RNA of Pelobates cultripes (western spadefoot toad), 222 nucleotides long. NCBI's taxonomy places the organism in Eukaryota, Metazoa, Chordata, Amphibia, Anura, Pelobatidae. The record is from the annotation of a GenBank genome assembly.